This is a messenger RNA of Miscanthus lutarioriparius, 1737 nucleotides long. The record is from the annotation of a GenBank genome assembly. Lineage: Eukaryota; Viridiplantae; Streptophyta; Magnoliopsida; Poales; Poaceae.
AUGGACAGAAGAGCUGGGGCGAUCCUAGCAUGCCUGCUUAUCAUCGUCCUGGUACGGGACGCGGCGGCGGUCGCCGAGACCGAGCCUGGCAGCGUGCGGCUUGUACAGGAGGCGCCCCAUAGGAAGGUGGUGGAGGAUGGGGCCAAGGUGGGGAGGGUGCCGGUGUCGACCGUCGCGUGGUCCACGCUCGUCAUGGCUGUGGCGACGGGGCUGGGAGCCGUGCCCUUCUUUUUCAUGGAGCUCGAAGCGCAGUGGGCGGGCCUUUGCAAUGGGAUGGCGGCUGGGGUGAUGCUGGCGGCCAGCUUUGACCUCGUGCAGGAAGGGCAGAUGUAUGGCAGUGGGAGCUGGGUUGUGUUCGGAAUUCUGGGCGGAGGUAUUUUUAUCUGGCUUUGUAAGAAGUUUCUUGAGCAAUAUGGAGAAGUAAGUAUGCUGGACAUAAAAGGUGCAGAUGCAAGUAAAGUUAUUCUUGUUGUUGGAAUAAUGACUCUUCAUUCUUUUGGAGAAGGCUCUGGUGUGGGUGUUUCCUUUGCUGGCUCAAAAGGGUUCUCUCAGGGUCUUCUAGUUACUAUAGCUAUAGCAGUGCACAACAUACCAGAAGGCUUAGCAGUAAGCAUGGUUCUCGCAUCUAGGGGGGUGUCCCCCCAAAAGGCAAUGAUAUGGAGUAUCAUUACAUCUUUACCACAGCCAAUUGUUGCUGUUCCAGCAUUCCUUUGUGCCGAUGCAUUCCAGAAGGUGCUUCCCUUCUGUACUGGUUUCGCAGCAGGAUGCAUGAUAUGGAUUGUUAUAGCUGAGGUUCUUCCUGAUGCUUUUAAGGAAGCAACUCCAUCUCAAGUUGCUUCUGCUGGAACACUUGCUGUUGCUUUCAUGGAAACAUUGAGUACAGUGCUUCUGGGAUUUACAGAUGGCAACAACUCGGAAGAUGCAUCAGGCUUCUUAGUAUCACUUGUGUUUGGACUUGGUCCACUUAUCGGUGGAAUUAUACUAGUCACAUUCUCUCUUGGCUUCAGCAUGCCACACCCUCUUCUUACUGGUGUUGCUUCUGGCAUUGCUUUCCGUCUUGCGGCAUGGAGACCUGUGCAGCUUCUAAUGUCCUCAAAAAUGGGUCUCUUUACCACCCUCUUUCUCCUCAUUGGAGGUUCCUUGGUCUAUCAUGCUGCCACAUCAAACAUCCUUAGGGUGUUUAAUCGCAAAAGAUCUUCCGCAAAUGUGAUCACGUCAUCCUCCGGCCUCUCUCUUAGUGUCCUCACAAUGCAAUCGCUCCUUGCUUGUGGUGCUGUAUUCCUUCACGCAUAUGCGGAAGGGCUUGCACUUGGUGUCGCAGCUCGCAAGUCUUAUGGCCUUGGCCGUUACAUGGUUCUCCCAGCCUCCCUCCAUGGUCUUCCACGGGGUGCUGCUGCUGCAAGCUGUGUGUAUGGUGCUACGGAUAGCUGGCGUGGAGCCCUUGCAGCUGCUGCUUUGAUAGGGUUUGCUGCACCAAGCGCUGCCAUCAGUGCAAUCCUUGCAAAGAUUGACUAUAAUGGACUUGACUACUGGAUGGUCAUAGCGUGUGGGGCUCUAAUCCCCAGCUUUGGCCAUGUCUUCAGGCGCUCACUGCGGUUGGACAUGCGGAAGAGCAUUGUUGGCCUGCUGAUAGAUGAAGGCUGCGCGUACAGCAGCUCCGGUAAUCUUGAAGGCGCCACCCCCAUGCCGUCCCUCUGCUCCAUGACAGGGGACGAGCUUGACGACGGCGUGACCUAG